GCUGCUUUGUUUUGUACAGCGGAUAGCUGUGGGAUCCCGUAUGUUAGACCCCCCUAAUCUGUAUUUUCACUCUUGCACCAAUUUUAUAAUCUUCUGUUACCAGGAAAAAAAAGGUUUUAAAAAAGCGGAAAUUAAUCAAUUAUAUAUUAAUUUAUUAUUAACACCAUCUGGUCGGGUGCAUCAUACCCUCCCUAUUGAUUAACCAAGCCAUGCCCUAGUUUCCCCUCCCAGUCUCAAACAAACUCUUUCUAGUGGUAAAUCCUCCUUCAACUAAUGGCGCAGCCGACGCCACCGUCACCGUCACCGCCAACGCCACCGACAAUAAAAUCAGAACUCGUCGAAACCCUAGAGGGCUCCCUUAAAGCUAGUUCUAAGAGGCUUCAGCCUUCUAGUUCCAAGCUCGUUGUUUUAGCUGACCUUAACGUUGACCCUCCUGAAACAGACGAUCACGAACCCCUCUGCGCUCCAGCUCCCGACUUCACCAGGUUGACUAACGAUGAAAGCAGUCAAGAGAGAAGUAACAUGGUGUCCAAGGAGAACGAUAUUGCUGAAGGAGAAAGUAGAAAGUUGAACAAAGUUGGGAAAUGCCGCUCAAGAACUAGCAAGGCAGACUCCUCUCUUGAUUAUGGGGCUGAUGCAGAUGGUGACCAGCCUAGCCAAGUAGGUGCCUCAUCUCGCGAGGAAAAAGUCAGCAGUCUCAAAACUGGUUUGGUACAUGUGGCGAGGAAGAUGCCCAAGAAUGCUCAUGCACAUUUUAUGCUUGGCCUGAUGUAUCAAAGAUUGUGUCAACCUCAGAAGGCAAUUUCAGCAUAUGAGAAAGCUGCAGAGAUCUUGCUUGGCUGUGAGGCAGAGAUUGCACGGCCAGAAUUGCUUUCAUUAGUUCAAAUUCACCAUGCACUGUGCAUUCUUCAAGAAAGUUUGGGGGAUAAUACAUCAGAUAAGGAACUUGAAACUGAAGAGCUUGAAGAAAUUCUUUCCAAACUAAAGGAUUCAAUGGAAUCAGAUAUUAGACAAGUAGCUGUUUGGAAUUCUCUGGGCUUAAUGCUUCUUAAAACUGGUCGUUUGCAGAGUGCUAUUUCCGUUUUAUCAUCUCUACUGGAACUAGCCCCAAACAAUUAUGAUUGCUUGGCAAACCUCGGCGUCGCUUACCUACAAGCUGGGAAUUUGGAGUUAUCAACAAAAUGUAUUCAAGAUUUGAUCCUGAAAGAUCAAAACCACCCUGCUGCUUUCAUGAAUUAUGCUGCUCUUCUGCUGUGUCAACAUGGUUCAGUUGUUGCAGGUGCUGGGGCAAAUGCCAGUGAAGAAGCUUCUGCAGAUCAGGUUGAUGCUGUCAGUGUUGCAAAGGAGUGUCUGUUAGCUUCACUAAAAGCAGAUCCAAAAGCAGCGCAUACAUGGGCAAAUCUAGCUAAUGCAUAUUAUAUGAUUGGUGACCACCGCAGUUCCGGAAGGUGUUUGGAGAAGGCUGCAAAACUGGAGCCAAAUUGCAUGUCUACUCGGUAUGCUGUCGCAGUGCAUAGAAUCAAAGAUGUUGAGAGGUCUCAAGAUCCUAGUGAACAGCUUUCCUGGGCAGGCAAUGAAAUGGCUUCAGUACUUAGAGAUGGAGAGUCUGUUCCAAUUGAACGUCCUAUUGGAUGGGCAGGAUUUGCGAUGGUUCACAAGGCUCAGCAUGAGAUUCUGGCUGCAUUUGAUACAGAACGGAAGGAGAUAGUGGAGGUAGAAGAGCGUGCUAUAUUCAGUUUGAAGCUGGCAAUAGCUGAGGACCCAGAUGAUUCCGUGCAGUGGAACCAGCUUGGCCUUCAUACUCUUUGUUCACAACAAUUUAAAAUGGCACAAAAGUACCUCAAGGCUGCGGUUCUACGAUCCAAAGACUGUAGCUAUGCAUGGUCUAAUCUAGGUAUCUCACUGCAAUUAUCAGAGGAGGCAUCUCAAGCUGAACACAUUUACAAGCGAGCAUUGGCAUUGGCUAAAACGGAACAGGCACAUGCAAUAUUUUCCAACAUUGGUAAUUUAUACAGGCAGCAAAAACAAUAUGACCGAGCCAAGGCAAUGUUUACUAAAUCACUUGAACUAAGACCUGGUUAUGCUCCUGCAUUUAAUAAUCUGGGCCUUGUAUUUGUUGCUGAGGGACAGUGGGAGGAAGCUAAGUUCUGCUUUGACAAGGCUCUCCUAGCAGAUCCAUUGCUGGAUGCAGCCAAAUCUAACAUGAUUAAAACCAUGGCCAUAUCCAGACUGUGUGUAGGCUUGUCUUAAUGUUUUUUCAUUCAAGAUGGACAUUCACUGAAGUAGAUAUAGGUAGCUAUCUCCAUCCCUAAAAUUCUUAGGGUGGUGUAUAUGUAUGAUUUCAUUGAGAAAUAAGAGAAGUCAUUGUUUUCGACUGUAAAAUACUGUCAUCUAUGUUAGAAACUGCCAGCUUGCGUGGGCAAGGUUAUGGCCACACUAAAUUAGCUCACAUAAG
This is a messenger RNA of Rubroshorea leprosula, 2455 nucleotides long. The record is from the annotation of a GenBank genome assembly. NCBI's taxonomy places the organism in Eukaryota, Viridiplantae, Streptophyta, Magnoliopsida, Malvales, Dipterocarpaceae.